UGUGCAGCUGCCUGUCAACAAGAUGGCCUUCCCCUCUGCUCCGCUCUGGCCGAUUAUUUUGGUUAUUCGAAGAGCCAGCUAGCAGACUAGCAUUUGGCCUGUUUCUUUUACGACGUAGGUGAAGUGGUACCCUGUCAUUCGAAUCAGAUAGUUAGCUACAUUAAGCAUAAAAGACGUAGCGGGCUGGCUAACGUUACAUUAAAGGGCAAUAAUUCAAGCCCGAUAUUUACCCAGGGGCCAUAACUAGUGCAGCUAGCCAGGUACCGCUGCGUGGGUAAACCGAAGAGGUAACUUAGCUGCCUCUCGCUACCUCGCCUGACAUUUCCAUCGGACCUCUUCCUCGUUCUGUAGCUGGCUAGCUAGUUUGUUGUGUUGAUGAAAAACAGGCCGUAGAGCCGGGACACUGGAUUAAUUAAGACCACUGGAGACACUGGGACGCAGAACAAAAGAAAUAACUUGUAACAUAUUUUCUGAGAUCACAUGCGCCCCGCCCUGUGGUGGCGCCCUCUGGCCCGUGCAGCGAGUAUGAGCGGCGAGGGGCACAGCGGCUACCCCGCCUAAAAGACCACAGGCUCCCCGCCGCUCCCCGAACAUGGACCGGGACACCUUCUCCCACAUCCGGCUGUGGUGCCCCCGGCCCUUCGGCACCUACUCCCAGAACAAGCCCCGUGCCGGGGGGGCGGGGGGUGCGGGCGCCCCCCUGUGCAAGGCUGACGCUCCGUCCGACGCCAGGGAGGAGCAGGAGGAGGACGCCGGGUCCGAAAACACGCCCCCGGACCCGGCCCUGCCCGCCAACCCGCCCGCCCCGCCCGCCCCGGCCGCACCCUCCUCCCCGGGGGCCAAGGUGGAGGACGGGCGGGUGCUGCUGGACACCUGGUACGUCAUCAAGCCGGGCAACACCAAGGAGAAGAUCGCCUUCUUCGUGGCGCACCAGUGCAGCGGGACGGGGCUGCCCCGGCCCAGCGCCAUGAAGGUGAAGGGCAACUGGGCCACGGACUGCACCAAGGCCAAGCGCCGGCGCCGCUGCUCCUCCUACGAGCCCCCCGGCCGGCCGCGGGACCCCGUGCCCCCCGAGGACCCCGCCGAGACCGACCUCCUCUCCGUGGCCGAGAUGGUGGCGCUGGUGGAGCAGCGCACCGCCUUGGCCCUGCAGGGCAUCGUGGGCCAGAGUCCUCCCGCCACCGGCAGCGCCCCCCAGACCGACCCCACCCCGGACCCCGCCCCCGUGUUCCUGUCGGAGCCCCCCGCGCCCCGGCCCCCCUCCCCCGGCGCUCUGGAGCCGGAGCAGGAGGAGCCGCGGCGGGUGGCCGAGACCGUGGCACAUUUCGAGCAGCAGCAGCAGCAGCUCAGGGCGGGGGCCAGCCAGCCGGCCCGGGAGGGAGACUCGGGCCCCGGGGCCUCCCACGCUCGGGGUGAGGUCCGGAUCGCCUUCCGGGUGUCCAGCCUGGACCCCCGGUCCCAGUCGGAGCCGGCGGGCCGCCCCAGCUGCAUGUUCAUGAGCUGCGGGGGCGGGGGCAGCCAGGCGGGGGCGCGGGCCAAAGAGAAGAUCACCUGCGACCUGUACCAGCUGGUCAGCCCCUCGUCCAGGGACCCCGGCCUCCUGCUGGCCUCCUCGCCCAAAUCCGACCCCCGUGGGGAGGGCGCUCCCGAGAGGCCCGCGGGCGGCUCCGCCCCCGGCUCAGACCCUGCCCAGGAGCUGGGCGCGGCCGAUAAGAAGGGGGCGGCGCCGCGGGAGCGCGUGACGGGGUUCCACGUGGAGGUGGUGGUGACGGGCGCGGUGGACCAGUGCGUGUUCUACGGGAAGGACAGCACGGAGAACGUGCAGGAGGAGACGGUCUGCUUCGCCAUGUCCGCCCCCGCGCCCGACACCUGCGAGGACCCGCCCCCCGGCCAGCUCUUCUUCCUGCAGGCCCCUCGGCCCGAGGAGGACGGGGGCGGGGGCCUGCGCUCGCUGGACUGCGCCAACAACAACGGGCCCUCGGGGGGCGCCGUGGAGCGCCCCGCCUCCCCGUCGGGCGCGGGCGGGGCCGGGGACGAGCGGGCCGACCCCUCGCUCUGCCGGCUGUACCGCCACGUCUCCCACGACUUCCUGGAGAUCCGCUUCCAGAUCCAGCGGCUGCUGGAGCCGCGCCAGUACAUGCUGCUGCUGCCCGACCACAUCAUGGUGAACAUCUUCAGCUACCUGCCCACGCGCUCGCUGGCCGCCCUCAAGUGCACCUGCCACGACUUCAAGGCGCUGAUCGAGACGUACGGCGUGCGCGCCACGGACUCGCGGUGGAACCAGGACCCGCUGUACCGCGACGACCCCUGCAAGCAGUGCAAGCGGCAGUACGCGCGGGGCGACGUGUCCCUCUGCCGCUGGCACCCCAAACCUUACCACCACGACCUGCCUUACGGACGCUCGUACUGGAUGUGCUGCCGGCGCACCGACAAGGACACGCCGGGCUGCCGGGUCGGCCUGCACGACAACAACUGGGUGCAGCCGUGCGAGCUGGUGCAGACCCGCGCCAAGAGGGAGGACGGGAGGUGAGGGGGGCGCCCCCUCUGACCCCCGCCCUCCCCCCUCCCCCAGAACCCCCCCCCCCCCACCCGUGCCAGGAUUAAGGGGUCACUUCCCUUCUCACCGACUUGUCAUAUUUAUCUCACUUCACUUCUGUUCACACACUGCAGUCUCCUGAUCCGGAGUUCAAUUCGGAUUUUUACGCUCGUUCUCGGAAGUUUCGCAAUUCCUCAGAUUGGAACCCCGGCGAGGAGUCCGUCCUGGUAGCCGGUCAUCCUCAGCCGAAUCUAGUAGAUUGAGAGACCUUGUAAACAGAACCUGCCCGCCCAAAGCUGUCUUUAAAGAUUAUUUGGGGAGGGGGGUGCGGAGGGGUGAGGGAGGGUGUUGUCGUCGGCAAAAAUGCUUGAAAUGAAAUGAAAUACGCCGACAGCAGAAAAAAAAAAAAAAGCAACUGGAUGUCACUUUGUAAAGAUGGUAUGUUUGAUUGCUUGGUUGUUUUCAUGUGUGCGUGUGUGUGCAUUUAUCUUCUGUGCUGUUUUUUUUCUUUUUAGGAAAUUACCCACCAAAUGAUUUUAAUCAUCUUUUAUUGAUUUAGGUUUUUUUAUUUCUCUGGCCAGACUUUUUCACACCCCCCAGCACCUCGUCCACGUCCUGUUGGCCGGCAGAGGCCACUUGUUGCCAAAGCCGACCCUCACUCCAUACGCGGGGGGUGGGGGGGAACAGGGCCACACAACUCUCGACACCAGCUUCCAGCCUUAACCCUUUUCUGGCCCGUUCGCCCAUUCUCUCCCCCCCCCCCCCUUUAAACUGCAAAUUCUGUCUACAAAAAAAAAACAAAAUGGUGCCCAGUGAUAACCGCUGACUUGGUUGUGGGAGACUCCUGUAGCGUCUCGAGCUGUACAUUGCUAAUGGGGAAUUUCUGCUUCUCAAAUAAACCGUGAUUAAAGUUUUAAGCGAUUAAAACUGG
Molecule: messenger RNA, 3467 nt
Organism: Conger conger (European conger)
Lineage: Eukaryota; Metazoa; Chordata; Actinopteri; Anguilliformes; Congridae
Gene: fbxo46
Product: F-box protein 46
Exons: 2
Coding region: 593-2530 (645 amino acids)
Biological process (GO): intracellular signal transduction
Molecular function (GO): protein binding
Source: RefSeq, a predicted model, not a curated record